AUGGAAAGAAAACGGCUGAAGAAAGAGAUUGGAAAACUCCUGGCAGAUUAUGUUGGCAUCAGACUACGAGAAAAUGAAUUUGAUCCAAGAGGACACAGGCAGCCCACCUUUCUAGAUGACAUGGUCCAUUACAACGUAGCCUUCAAUGUUGCUUUGCUGUGGCUAAGUGACUUGGAUGGUCAGACUGCACUGACAAGGGAGAAAAUGCUAAUAAUCUUCUUGUUCAAAACACCAUACAGGAAUUUUGCAGCUAGCAACCGAUACCUGUAUCCCAACCGAAUUGAGAGAAAAGCUAUGAUAUUAUCUUCAUAUGCUGGAAUAUUAAUGAACAGCAUUCCUAUUGAAGAAAUCUUUGAGAUUUACAGCAUGAGGCCCCCAGCAGCACACUGGCAGAGCUCUGUAAAUGGCCACUGGAUUCGACCUUUCAAGCUCUCCCUGCAUCCAUUUGCCAUGCUGACUGCCUCUGAAGCUGCAGAGUAUUCCUGGAAGCAAAGCAUCAAGUACCAGACAGCAGCAGCAUAUCAAAAGAUCAACCCUUGUUCAGCAAGGACAGCUAAAAAGGACAGCAAGCAACUGGACUCACUGACCAGAGGAAAGCAACAGGUUGACAAAGUAGAUCUGAAGAAUUCGCACAAGCCAGUAAAACUGCUUUUGCAACACUACCACUGA
Leptosomus discolor (cuckoo roller) is the source of this 669-nucleotide messenger RNA. The record is from RefSeq and is a predicted model, not a curated record. NCBI's taxonomy places the organism in Eukaryota, Metazoa, Chordata, Aves, Leptosomiformes, Leptosomidae.